AUGCCUCUCAUUCCCUCAACCACUUCUAUCGGUGGUAAGCCGCGUGUGAUCUUGGGUCUUAUGACCUUUGGUCCACCCGGCAGCGAAUCCAAAGGUGCCCGUAUCACCAGUCUCGACGACUACAACAAGAACCUGGACUAUUUUCAAAAGCAAGGGUAUAACGAGCUGGACACUGCACGCACAUACAUUUCAGGCGACCAAGAAGCUUUCACACGGGAAGCAAGGUGGAAGGACCGUGGUUUUGCUCUCGCGACCAAGUGCUAUCCAGUUCAACCCGGCGAUCAUAGUCCCGAGAAACUGCGCGCAUCCCUUGAGAAAAGCCUAAAGGAGUUGGGAACAGACAGUGUGGAUAUCUUCUACCUGCACGCUCCCGACAGAUCAGUGCCGUUUGACGUCACACUGAAGGCUGCGGACGAGUUGUUCAAGGAAGGUAAAUUUUCGCAACUCGGGCUGAGCAAUUAUGCAGCCUGGGAGGUCGCCGAGAUAUGGAAUAUUGCAAAUGAAAGGGGUUUGGUCAAGCCAACGAUAUACCAGGCUAUGUACAACGCCAUCACAAGAGAGAUCGAAACAGAACUUGUUCCGGCAUUGAGAAAAUACAAGAUGGACCUCGUCGUCUAUAACCCGCUCGCCGGAGGAAUGUUUAGCGGCAAGUAUAAAUCCAAGCAGGAAAUCCCCGACACAGGCCGUUUCGCAAGCGUCAACCCAAAUGUUGGCAAGAUGUACCGCGAGCGCUAUUUCAAAGAUGUGUACUUCUCGGCCUUACAGUUGAUUGAACCAGUGGUGACCAAGCAUAACCUAACACUGAUCGAGACUGCUCUGCGUUGGCUGCGACACCACUCGCUGCUGAAGUCAACAGAUGGGAGCAAUGACGGUAUUAUCAUCGGUGUGAGUAGUCUGAGCCAGCUGGAGACCAACCUAGAGGUCAUCGAAAAGGGUCCCUUGCCCGAAGAGGUUGUUGCCGUCUUGGAUGAGGCUUGGAAUACCCUGUUCAAAGCCCAGGCACCGAGUUACUGGCGGUAA
Molecule: messenger RNA, 1020 nt
Organism: Exophiala aquamarina CBS 119918
Lineage: Eukaryota; Fungi; Ascomycota; Eurotiomycetes; Chaetothyriales; Herpotrichiellaceae
Product: oxidoreductase
Exons: 4
Coding region: 1-1020 (339 amino acids)
Molecular function (GO): oxidoreductase activity
Source: RefSeq, a predicted model, not a curated record